Molecule: messenger RNA, 1821 nt
Organism: Symbiodinium pilosum
Lineage: Eukaryota; Dinophyceae; Suessiales; Symbiodiniaceae
Source: the annotation of a GenBank genome assembly
AUGAGGAACAGGCAUUCGCAAGCAGCUGUUGUCUACGGCGUUGAUUUCAGUGGGGCUGCUGAUGCUGGCAGGAAGUUGUUGGUGGCACGUUGCAAUUUACGCAAAGAAGAUGGAUCGUGGAAGUUAAUGGUGACAUCUAUCCGAUCGGCAGCUGAUCUUCCAGGUGGUGGCUUGAGUCCCGAUCUAGCCACCGCAGCAAUACAGGAAGAGUUGUUGAAGGUCGCGCAGACGGAGGAGGAAGUCAUUGUGGGUGUAGACAGCCCGCCGAGCAUUGCGAGGCAGUUCAUUUCUGAGAGGGAUUGGGUGAAAUGGGCAGCCAAGUUUUCUCAAAGGUAUCCUUCCCCUGCUGCUCUCCGGAAGGCCACGUCUGUACCUAAGAAGCGCAAAGCCAACAGUUGCGUCGAGCCAAAAAGGGUGACAGAUGUCAAGCACAAGACUCCGUUGGCGCCGCAAAACUUGAGGAUGUACAAGCAAACUUGGUGGGCCAUAGCUCAUCUUUACGGCCCACUAACGCGAAAAGGAUUCUGUCUUGUGCCAUGCAUGCCAAGGGGCACGCAUCGGCAUCUGAUCAUGGAAAGUUGUCCAGCUUCUCUUCUGAAACGCCUCGACUUAUAUUCCAAGCCAUACAAGGGACGGGAGAUGAAGCAUCGAAGCCGGCGAAGAUUUAUCAUGAAUUCUAUCAAGAAUGGUGUGCCAGUGGGAGGCAGCAGCAACACGAUGCUGCGUGUGGAUUUCAGUGAAAGGACAGCACCUCGUCGUCUGGUGAUGGACCCUGGUGCUGAUGCGCUGGACGCGGUCUUGGCAGCCGUAGGGGCUGCUUGCUCUGUGCGCCGCAAGAACUUCCCGUCUCCGGAGGAUGGCCAAAUGCUUGACGUCUACAAGCUCGAAGCCCAAAUGUCAAGGAUGUCAAUGGAAGCUGUUGCGAUAGAGCAAAGUAUGAUCAUGCCAUGGGCCUCUGUGGUGCUGGCAAGCUGUACUCUCUUUGUCCACGCGCUGGAGCACUGCCUGCGAUGUCGGAAGCAGUGCAGCGAGCUUUUCGACUUCACCGGAGAUGCGUUGCUCCGUGGCAGGAUUUGGGUUCUAUUCUCCUGCAGCUUCCUUCAUGGCACUCACUCACAUCUUUUGCGGGAGAUGUUCCUCUUGCUCCUUGCCGGAGUGCCAGCAGAGCAGAAGUUAGGUGGACUUCUGUUUCUUGCGGCAUAUCUGGUCUCUGGGGCUUUCGGUGCGCUCUUCAGCUGGCUGACGCUGCGGCGAAGCUUGCGGAACAGCCCAGAUUACGCAGCUAUGCCGAGGCAUCACGUUGAUGCCGUUGCAGAUCUGUCUAACAGCCGUGGAGCCAGCUCCUGCGUUUAUGGGGCAGCCGUGUUGGCCGUUCUGGUAGCUGGCGAUAGUUCCCUUUCUCAAUGCUUUAUGCUAGAUUCCAAUGUUGCAAAUUCCUUCCUGGUUGCAGCUAGACUGCUUCCAGAGUUCAUUUCCCCCCGAAGCAGCAGACUAAAAAAACAUUGUCUGCCGGCCACCUUAAUACUUUGUAUGCUCAUUUUCGGAGCAUUUCGGGCACCAGUAUCGCUUACAGUAGCGCAGGCGGUCAGUUUUUGGUUCUCGCUUCACUGCUUACUGCGUCUCUGCCCUGCCAUAUUGUCCCUGAGCCCGCAGUCGGAGUAUGCAGCUACUGACUAUGCGGGACAUAUCUACGGUGCUUUAUAUGCAGGUCUCUGUGGAGCGUGCCAUUUGUACCUGAACAGCAUUGCCUGGCCUGGUGUUCAUGCAAUCCUGGCUUUGGUGAUCCUUACAUUGUCAACACUUCCUCAAAGAGAAUAUUAG